AUGGAACCAUCACUCCGCAGAUGCAGUAACAGUCCCCCGUGCUCCAAGUCACCGGUGCGCACCAACGAGGGCUGGAAGCUCCAGUGGACGGUGCCGAGGUCGCGCGACGCCUACGUCAUCCACUCGGUCGUCCCGGGCCCCUUUCGCCAAGCGCGUCUUCUGAAAGCCGUGCCCUACGUCGUCCUGACAACGAAGGCUUCCCCGAGGGACGACCCGCUCCUUAGGCUCCGUACCGGCAUACCGGACCCGUGGCUGGAGUACCUCACCUGGAGGGAAGGCAGAGCACCGGGUAACGCGCGGGCGGCCUCGGAGUACGUCAAGCUGACCGACUACGUGUGGAACGAGCGGGGACUGCCGAUGCUACAGGGCAUCCCGGACCCGUGGAAAACCGGUUCGUCCAACCCGAGCCCCGGUUCAAUUUGUCGCCCCACAUAUGUGCAGCUCGACGAGGGGAGGAGGAGGAGGAGGAAGAAAGCCACCGAUCCCGGGAGGGGUGACUCGCCGAUGGGAGGUAAAAUCGGCGAGGCCAACAGGGAAGAACCGGCAAAGAGCAGCAGCGGGUUCGAGAGGGUCAGGAGGAGGCUGGAGAAACUGGACGACCAGCUGAGAAGGAGGUGCGCCGAGCUCGGGUCGAAGGAGCGUAGCGGGAAAAAAAGUAGGAACGACCAGCCCCGCGGUUUAGAAGCGCCCACUAGCUCCCGAGAGGGACUGGAGAGAGCCCUCAGGGGGAUAGAGCGCAGGAUCAAGGUGACGAGCGACGAGCUCGACUCGCCGGACAUGGCCUUGCUCGGGGUGGAGGAUCCACAACCUCGCCCAGCCACCAGGAGGAGGGAGAGCGAUGGUGGCUCGGGAAAGGUUGUGCAGUCGUUCGACCGGAGAGAAGAGCGGCUGUUCGUCAGGAGGAGCUUGCGCACCGCUGGGGAACAGAGAGUUGGAGAAUCGGUGGAGCGACGCGUGGAAGGUCGAGGCGGUGGUAGCGACAGGGAGGAGAGCGUCGCCGUGGAGUACUUUAGCGAGUAG
This is a messenger RNA of Copidosoma floridanum, 1020 nucleotides long. RefSeq lists its product as uncharacterized. Lineage: Eukaryota; Metazoa; Arthropoda; Insecta; Hymenoptera; Encyrtidae. The record is from RefSeq and is a predicted model, not a curated record.